This is a messenger RNA of Drosophila erecta, 507 nucleotides long. RefSeq lists its product as uncharacterized. The record is from RefSeq and is a predicted model, not a curated record. NCBI's taxonomy places the organism in Eukaryota, Metazoa, Arthropoda, Insecta, Diptera, Drosophilidae. Bases 128 to 421 code for a protein of 97 amino acids. The transcript has 2 exons.
CAAACACAUCUAAACCUUAGUUCCGGAAAUUCAUCGCCUUAGGAUAUGCUUUUUUAAAAAUCUUAAGUUUUUAUACAUUUCUUCCGACAAAUUCUUUGUGAAACCGUAUAGAUAGUGCCCCCAUGAAAUGAAUAAGCAGACCAAAGAAUGGUCGCGAGCUCGGCUAUGUAAGCCUAAGGAUAAUCUUACCACCGAGGCGGGAAAACGAGAACGUUUUGUGCCGUCCUGCGAACUGGAGUGCAGUCCGGUAUCGAUGUCGCACUUGAUUGGCUGGGAGUACGCUCGAAUUUGGCUGCGCGAUCGCGACAAAUUUGUGCAGCAACGCGAACGGGCUGUCAAAGCCAAAUAUAUCAAGAAUGACUUUGAGUGGUGGUUGAGGCUGCGAAAAACAUCCAAGAAGUUCUGCAAAGUGGCGGCAUAGAAGCGAAAAAAAAUGAGAACUAAAUUUUUCUUUAUCCAUUUUUAAGAGGAAAUACGGUUAUUUAAAUAAAAAUAUUAGCAUACCCG